AUGGCAUCAUCAAUAUCUGGCAACGGCGGUGCUUUACUUCUAGCAAGCAUCUGUCUUGGAGGUAUCUGGCUCUACAGACGCGUAUCGACUUUGCGUAACGUCCCAGGGCCACCGUCUUCCAAUUUCUUUACCGGCAGUUUGUUGGAUCUCAUUGCUCCUGCCACGGGACGCGACUGGCAAAUCCAUGUUAACAAUGUUUAUGGUGGAGUGGCGAAGUUUGGGACUCUCUUUGGGGGCAGCUCUCUUUUGAUUAAUGAUCCUAGGGCGCUACACCAUAUCCUUGUGAAAGAGCAGGACGUUUUCGAGGAGUGGGAUGCUUUCGCUUCUACGAAUGGACUGCUAUUUGGACCAGGUCUUGUGGCCACUACAGGAGCGCAACACAAAAAGCAGCGUAAAAUGCUGACGCCAGCUUUCUCCGUCAAAUAUCUCCGAGGAAUGACACCUAUGUUUGUUAACAUUGCUAGAGAGCUCGAGACACACAUUUCGUCUCUCGUUAAAGGCAGCGCCCGUGAAGUUGAUGUCACAGCCUGGCUUAACAGAUUUGCCCUCGAGGCCAUCGGAAGAGGCGGGAUGGGGCAUUCAUUUGGCAGUAUGGCCAAAGCCACAGAAUUCUCAGACGCGACAAAGGAACUUGCGGCCACUGUUUCCGUCAUGGUACCAGGUGCUCCUUUCACUCCCUUCUUCAAAUACCUUGGACCUCGUCAGCUUCGUCGAUUUGUUCUGCGUUUAAUUCCCUGGUCCCUCCUUCAGCGUUUAGUGGACAUUGUGAACAUUAUGGACAACGAAGCUCAAAAGAUUCUGAAAGAACAAGAGAAGGAUAUCGAUGCUGGUGUUGACGACAAGGACGGAAAAGAUAUAAUGGGUAUUCUUUUAAGGGCAAAUCGGUCGAGUGAUGAAUCUGAGCGUAUGUCGGAAGAUGAACUCGUUGGUCAAAUAUCGACUCUCGUUUUCACCGCCAUGGACACCACUUCCGGAGCUAUUGCCCGCACUCUUCAUUUAUUGGCACAACAUCCCGAAGUGCAAACCAAGCUGCGGGCAGAGAUUACUGAGGCAUAUCACGGCCAAGAUGAGGCUAUCGACUUCAGCAAUCUCACUGCGCUUCCUUACUUGGAUGCUGUGAUCAAGGAAACGUUAAGAGUGCACCCUCCCAUUCCAACUAUUUUCCGACAAACUAUGCAAGAUACGGUUGUCCCGCUCCUUCACCCCAUCACCGGUGCUGAUGGCACAGUCAUGAACGAAGUACAUGUCGAGAAGGGCACUGAUAUUUUCAUCAACAUCAUCGGUGCAAAUCACAACCCAAAGACUUGGGGCGAAGACGCCAGUGAAUGGAAGCCUGAGCGUUGGCUUUCCGAUCUCCCCGAAAGUGUAACCAAGAUUAAGGAUUUGGCUGGAGUUUUCGCCCAUCAAAUGACUUUCAUUGCUGGGAACCGUGCUUGUAUUGGAUUUAACUUCGCUCAACUUGAAAUGAGAGUUGUUCUGGCCAUUCUGCUCCAAUCCCUCGAAUUCAGCAUACCCAAGGACAAAGAGAUCGGUUGGAACGUUGGCCUCUUGAUGACACCCGUUGUCAAAGGUUCCAACUCCAUCCAUGCCCAGCUCCCUCUCAUCGUUAAGAAGGUCAAUGCCUAA
Molecule: messenger RNA, 1626 nt
Organism: Psilocybe cubensis
Lineage: Eukaryota; Fungi; Basidiomycota; Agaricomycetes; Agaricales; Agrocybaceae
Exons: 13
Coding region: 1-1626 (541 amino acids)
Molecular function (GO): heme binding; iron ion binding; monooxygenase activity
Source: RefSeq, a predicted model, not a curated record